AUGGGACUCAACGGGGAGGAGCAACGACGUGGGGUUGAGCUCGGCACGAGUGGCGGCGCACACUCGGUCUCCUCCAGCGGCUCCGACGCCUACAUCCACAACCGCUGGCUGAGGGGCAUCUCCUUCGGGAGCGGGAACUACGAAUUCCACAUCCCCCGCGCGUCUUCGCGGAGGCGCAGCCGGUCGUGUCUUCCGGAGAGGCUGGCGGCGACGAGCGCGUGCGUCCUCUUCUGGCUUGGCUUCAUGGGCCCAUGGUGCUGGCUCAUCGGCGGGUGGAUGCUCACCACGGAGGGCGAGCUCGAGCCGGAGUUCCGGCGCGAUGCGGACGCGAAGGGCGCGAUCCUGCCCCAGGCCGCGAGGGCGAAAGCGCUUAGAACGCUGGCGCCGCUGACUGUGUGGCUUAGCGGGGCUGUAGCGCGUGAAGGACAACGCACACACAGUGGACGAGAGUCACGGUGGACGCAGCGGGUGGCGCGUACUCCUCCAGGCGAGUUGACGUCGAUGUUCGGAAUCGUCGCGAGCACUGGCGCCGCCCGCCCAGCACGCGACUGA
Fomitopsis serialis is the source of this 552-nucleotide messenger RNA. RefSeq lists its product as uncharacterized. The coding region runs from base 1 to 552 and encodes 183 amino acids. The record is from RefSeq and is a predicted model, not a curated record. NCBI's taxonomy places the organism in Eukaryota, Fungi, Basidiomycota, Agaricomycetes, Polyporales, Fomitopsidaceae. The transcript has a single exon.